Alternaria ventricosa is the source of this 813-nucleotide messenger RNA. RefSeq lists its product as uncharacterized. The transcript is spliced from 2 exons. The record is from RefSeq and is a predicted model, not a curated record. Lineage: Eukaryota; Fungi; Ascomycota; Dothideomycetes; Pleosporales; Pleosporaceae. Bases 1 to 813 code for a protein of 270 amino acids.
AUGAAGCUCAUACACAUCAUCUCUACCACGGGUCUCUUCAUCCUUGGCGCGACUGAAGCUUUGCGCAACGACACCAAUGUCAAGAGAGAGACUCCUGAGUGCCGCUGGCACCGCCGCAGCUUGAACGCUAGAUACGACAGCGAUGACGACUUCUGCUUUGGUCUACAACCUGCCGACGAUGCGCUCUGGCAUGCAGCAAAAUGCAAGGGCGGAAAACUACUCCUCGGGACCACGCAAAACGCUCCGGAAGCUGCACGAUUCGUGAAUCCCAUCAAUUCUCCCUGGGACGGCGAGAUGAGGGACGACCUCGCCAAGUGGGGUUGGAAAGAUGGAGUUACCGAUCCCGAUACAGAGUGCAAUAUGAAUUUCCUCAGGAGGAUUCUCAGUUACCUCGGAACCACUACAGGCAGCCACCUCUACGGCGGACCAAAUUAUUGCUUCUCCGUAAAGCAUUGCGACAGUGAUCGUAUGGAGAAGGAUGAAAAUGGAAACAUGUACCCCAGGAAAGAACAGUACUAUGACGUCGAUGGAUCCCCCAACGGCAGGGCAGCCGGAUUCUUCCUCGCCCAACACAAGCCCCAACUAAGUGGCAACCGCUGGGUCAAAACGAUCCGCGUUUUUCGGGUAGACGCAGACUCAUCAGCACCCCACAUUUUCUUCUUCGUCGGACCCGCGCCCUACCCACCACCGCAGGUACCGGAUGAUCUAACCGAUCCUCUUAUACCGCCACCAGCGCAAGCAGUAGAAGUGGCCAAGAGAGUUUCCGAUGAGAAGAACAUAGUCAGACAGCAUAUACUCCGGGCGAAGUUGUAA